AUGGCUCCAUUGAUUUUGUACCAUUUUCCCGGAUCUCCGCCAUCGCGAUCGGCGCUGCUUGCUUUACGAAAUUUGGAUCUGGAUGCCGAGGUUAACAUAGUGAACCUUUUUGCCGGUGAACAUUUGGCGGAAGAAUUUAUCGCCAUCAAUCCCGAACACACGGUACCGACGCUCGUUGACGAGGACUACAUACUGUGGGAGUCGAAAGCGAUCGUAACGUAUCUGGCGGAGCAGUACAAGCCGGGCUGUUCACUCUACCCGAAUGAUCCGAAGAAACGUGGCCUCAUCAACCAUCGGUUGUAUUUCGAUUCGGGCACGUUGUUUACGGCGCUACGGGACAUGCUGAUGGCAGUGUUCCGGUCCGGGGCAACCGUCAUCACACAGGACAAAAAAGACAACGUGCAUAAGGCGUUGGACAAGCUGGAAACCUACCUGGAUGGGUGCAAUUGGUUGGCGGGAGACGAAUGCACUUUGGCUGAUCUGUGCGCACUGUCCAAUGUGGCCACGCUGAAGCACGUAGGCGUAGCGUUUGAUUCCUAUCCGAACGUUAGUGGAUGGUACGAGCGUUGCCAGGAAUUGCCCGGAUUCGACGAGAAUGAUGAGGGUGCCAGCUUCUUGGGCAAUGCCUUCAAGUCAAAGCUCGAGGAACCAUUUUAA
This is a messenger RNA of Anopheles marshallii, 657 nucleotides long. RefSeq names its product glutathione S-transferase 1-1-like. Gene Ontology annotation, molecular function: glutathione transferase activity. The transcript is spliced from 2 exons. The record is from RefSeq and is a predicted model, not a curated record. The coding region runs from base 1 to 657 and encodes 218 amino acids. Gene Ontology annotation, biological process: glutathione metabolic process. NCBI's taxonomy places the organism in Eukaryota, Metazoa, Arthropoda, Insecta, Diptera, Culicidae.